Molecule: messenger RNA, 3349 nt
Organism: Heterotrigona itama
Lineage: Eukaryota; Metazoa; Arthropoda; Insecta; Hymenoptera; Apidae
Source: the annotation of a GenBank genome assembly
CAGCCGCUCUGUUGUAAAUUUGUUGUGUCAGUUCGUCGUAGCAAUUCUACGAUCGAUGAACAAAGGAGUAGAAGUCAUUUGUACAGUUUUACGAGAGCUGAUUAAAAGAGCUUCCCCAAAAAAAAUUUUAUUCCGUUCCCUUGUAAUUAAAAUUCGUGACAAUAAAAGGAACAUGUGAUAAGGAACAUAAAUAAUCGGAUGACUGAUCGGUAAAAGAAAAAAGAAGAGCAAGAUCACAUCGGUGUUACUUGUGAAAACUGAAUAUUACUUUUCGAUUCGGAUUCGUUGCCGAAUUUAAGAAAGAUGACUACAAGCUGUAAGAUCAUUUUCAUUUGCCUGUUACUUAGCGUAGAGCAAUUCAUGUACAGCUCUCAAUUUGGUUAUGUUGACGUAAAAGACUUAAUAAAAUUCGGCCACGAAGUAAUCAUGUACACCUUUGAGUCGUGGGAUUUGAUACGCCCGAAAGAUUCCGAGUACGACAACAAUUUGCCAUUCAUUCACAGAAUGGAGAAUAAAUUGAAAAAUCGUAUAUCGAAGGUGUCGCAACAGAUCAACACGUUUGAGGAACAUAUGGACGUACAUUUGGACACCAUCUUAAAUCAAAUUUCGAGGAUGUCGUUGCAACAAAGUCUGCAUCAAAAGCUACAUAUAAUCCAGAAAUUCGUUGGCCAAAUCAACGAUUUGUACGAUGAUUUCCAUUCGUAUUCGAAAACGCCUGAUAAAUACGAGAGAUACACAUUAGAAGAUUUUGCGAAAACGUGCGUCUCCUCGAGAUCAGGUGCUCUUCCGGAUCUUCUAAAAAGCAUCUAUCGGCUGUUCAUUCCUUCCCCCGAUGAGAUUCUCCACAGAAGCGUUCUCAUAUUACUAGCAAAUGAAAUGCAAGUAUUGAAUACUUUAAUGGAUAUGAAGGCUUUGUAAGCGAUUCAUCUACGUAUAAUUGAAGAUAAAUUCUACCCUAUCAAGGAUCAGAUAAGAAAGAGCACGUAAACAUGAAGAAGCCAAGCAUUCGUGUAUGUUUUCUGUUUCUCUGCACAAUAUGGGUAGCAAUGGGUAUAAAGUACGACACCACGUUGAUCGACGAGAUGCGAAACAAGCUAUUGCGAUUGGAGAAAACGUUAGAGAGGGACCUGUUCCACUCGAGGUUACACGAGUUUGAAAAUAACGGGCAAGGAAAGUACGUAUGGCUCAUAAAAAGUUUCAAGAAAUUUGGCGACGAGUUAGAACGAAAUUUCUCGACCAAUGGCUCUGAGAAUUUAAACGCGUUGAACCCUAUUUGGUUGUGGGCUCGUACAGAGAACGAGCUAAAAGGAGUAGACGGUCUGUACCGAGUUUUCCGAAUGAUGCAACAAGAGAUCGUCAACGGAGAGGCUGCGCUCGACAUACCAAAGCUGGCCGAUUUCUUGGACACAAUUCUGCACGAUCCGAACGCAUCGAUCGUGCGCGCCCUAGGUCGAAUCGGUGAUCUGAUAGUAAACGAAAAGUUGUUCGUUUCGGCUUACCAGGAAGCAGCUUCGCAAAUUUGUAAUGAAAAUCAGUCACUUCAGCAGUUGCUCUAUAAUUUAUACACCACGGUGACUCUGUCGGAAAUCAAGGGUUACAGUAUGAUCCAAUUUUCUUAUAAACUGCUGCGACUCUAUAAUCCAGGUACUAAUUUCACUGAAGAAAUGAAAAUAGUGCAGGAACAAUAUGAGAAGAGAACGAGGGAGACCCUGCGGGCUGUAAAAACAGCCAUGGCCUUUGCUCCGCGACAACUUUGGAGAUGCGAUGCGAGACUACACGAAUUAGAUAAUACGUACACCAAAUUGACACAGUUGUUCCAAGGAUAUAUCGUGAACGAAGUAGAUUUGAACAGUGAAGCGACUUGUAGAGAAAAUUGUGCUUAUUACGAGUAUUCGAAAGUUAAUGGAUGUUUUAAAAAUCUAUUUUGUUCCCAGCAACGCAGAUGUAAUGGUAAAGUAUUGAAAUGCGAGUACAUCGAUUCCGACAUGUGGAUUUGCCCUUCGUCACAGAAAAGCGAUCGAAGAUAUGACUACAUAGAGUACGAAAAUGGCAUGAUAUUUGGGCAAAAAAACAGUUGCAAUAAGACCAAAGUCGAUAGCUGGUGGCGUUGGUUAUUUUGGCAUUGUAGUUAUUGCUUUUGCUAUUGUGAUGACAAUACUAUAAAUUCUGAUCGGUAUUUUAGUUUAAGAAAAGUUGAAUCUGAUAUAGCAAACAACAAAGUUGUGACGGGCAUCCGAUUUAAAAAAGUGAAUCAAAUAAUACAUAUGCAGAUACAAGAAGGUGAAUUACUACCACGUGGAUACAUUAAUCAAUCCACUGUACACUGGAAACCAAUUGAAGAGUUUAAUAUAUUAGAUAAAAACGUUAAAAAUGGUAUUGACUAUCAUACUUUAUCAUGGGAAGAAAGAGGUUUGGACUUAGAUGACUUAGUCCACGAUGAUGAUGAUGAUUAUCUUUUGACAGGUCUUAAAUUUCGAAUGGUCGGUCCACGACUAAAUUUAGAAGUAAGAAUGACAGCUUUCAAUUUCACAACUGGAAAAUUAAUAAAACCUAUAGAAAAGAGCAUCUGGAUCAGUCAUGAUAACACCGACAGAAUUGAAUUGAAACUUGAGAAUCCCGACAUACCAAUUCGAACACCUCUUCUAGCACUACCAGACUCCAAACCGCAGCAAUAUUUGAAUUUUGCGCCAAGCGAUCGUAAAACUGAUGCUGCGCAAAACACGAUACCAUUUCUUGACAUUCAGUCAGUAGAAUCAAAUCCACCAGUUCCAAUUUCAGGUGCUGGUAUUUUUCAUAAAGGCCGACCAGCAUCGGGUGGAUACGUAGCAUUGAGAUUGAUUACGUAUGAUUUCAGUAAACAUUUACAAGUUGAUUUACCUCCUUCUACAGAUACAGUUAUUGAUGCACCAAAUGAGAUAAGAGCAGUAUAAAUAUAAUUUUGUUCGCGUUUCUCCCUAUUCCUAAAGUAUAUAGUUAUACUAUUAAAAUAUACUAGGAUAUAGCUCAUAAAUAUUAUUUGUGUUAUGUUUUUACUUUAAUAUGUCUUUCACUAAUUUACGUUUCAAUAUAACUCAUAAAACCAACUAUACAUCAAUAAUAAUUCCUUUCUUUUAAAACAAUUCUCUGUCAAAUAAUUAUUUUUUUGUGCCAUCUUAGCAUCUAUAUAUACCUUUUAAAACAUAUCAUGGAAGCCAAAUUCUUUGUAUUUUUUUAUACUCCUAACUCCAAUAAGACCUCUAAUAACGAUACUUGUUAAUUUAUAAGAAAUUGUAUUUUGUUAUCUAAAUAGGAAAUUUAUAGAUUUCCUCCAGUAUUAUACUACUGAAAUAAAGUACUGUAAACCUAUUCA